AUGUAAUUAUGUUAAUUAGAAAAAACUCACAAAAUUUCUAAUAGCAAGUUUUUUUGUUAUCAUAAACAGACAAAGGAUACUUAUAUAUUAACUAUACUACCCCCAAGCGAGUUUAAUAGAUUAGUUUAUCAUUUGAAUCAUCCAAACCUAUUAUUAGUGGAGGAAUAUUGGGAAGAGAGAGGAUAAAUUUGUUCUAUGCAGAAAUGCGAAACAAUCAAUGAUUUGUAAGAAGUAAUGAACAAUAUAAAAUUAGAUAAUGUAAAAUAAUAAGUUCUCAGAAAAUACAAUAUUGACAAUACUAUAUUAAAUCAUAUCAGCUAUAUUUUAUUUGGAAUCACAAUAGGUACCAGUAACAAUAUCAUUAAAUAAUGUAUUUUUGGAUGAAUAAUUAUAAGUGAAAGUAUAAUUUAUUAUAUUUUGUUAGAUAGAUGUUUUAAACAUAAUGAAUGCAUAACUUUCAUUUGCAUCUCCUGAAGUUUUAAGAAAAGAGGUUUAGUCGUCAGGUAUAUGGAGUGUAGGAUGUAUAGCAUACUAUUUAAUGAAAUGUGAAUUGCCUUUUUAAGGAGUAAAUGAGAAAUCAAUUGCAUAUAAUAUAAUAUAUAGAGAACCACCUCCUAGUGAUUUUUAAGAGUUCCCAUUAGUUAGUGCAUUACUUAAAGUGAUUUUUAUAAAGAAUUAGUAGAGAAGAGCAACAACAAAAUAAGUUUUAUAAUUUUUAGCUUCAAAAUCGGCUUUUGCUUCUGAACCUAUAAAAUUAUUGAGAACACCUUAAUCAUCAGAAUAAUUAUGCAAAAAUAAAUCUAGUAUGAUGUUGAGUUAAAUAGAUAAAGUGGAGUAUUCAGAUAAAUAAACUGAUAUUAUAAAAAUGGAUGAUAAAAGAUCACCAUUUGAUAAAGUUUUAACAUUAUAAGAAUUUGAAGAAUAAUUAUCUCGUAUGAAGGGAAAGAGUUAAAAUACAAUGAUAGAUGAAUCAAAUGAGAUAAUUAAUAAAAUAAAAAGAAUGAGGCCUAAUUCUGCUAUAAGUUUGUCUGGAAAAGAGUUUGUUAGAAAGAAUAUUAAGUAAGAAAUAAGUCAGAGAAGAGAGGUAUAAAGUUCAAAGGCAUUUGUGAUGAAAAAGAAUAUUGGGAGCUUUAUAAAACAUCAUAAAGAGGUUUCAAUAGAUUUAGAUAAUGCAAAUAAGUUAAAGCAUAGUGAUACAAUAAGAGUGUAUAAUUUAGAAUAUUAAGAUAAUAUGAUGCAUCCAAUUAAGAGUAAUAAGGUAUUUAUGAAAAUAUUAAAACCAAAAAUGGUUUGCGCCACAGAGUAUCCUAAGGAAUAAAUAUAGGGAAUGUAAAAGUGGAGAAAUAAAAUAAAGUCAAUGUUAAUUUGAUUUUGAUUGUUUAAAAUUUUGUUAUUUGAACAUUUGUCAUUUAUUGAUAUUAUAUUCAAAAUACAAAUUUAAAUAAUA
This is a messenger RNA of Paramecium sonneborni, 1447 nucleotides long. The record is from the annotation of a GenBank genome assembly. Lineage: Eukaryota; Ciliophora; Oligohymenophorea; Peniculida; Parameciidae.